Haemonchus placei is the source of this 303-nucleotide messenger RNA. The record is from the annotation of a GenBank genome assembly. NCBI's taxonomy places the organism in Eukaryota, Metazoa, Nematoda, Chromadorea, Rhabditida, Trichostrongylidae.
AUGGGCGGUCGGGGCGGUGGUGGUGGUGGUGGCGGUGGUGGCAGCGCCGGCUUCGGAGUCGUUUCGCACCUCGGAUACGCGGUCACGCCCUCGUUGGCUCCGACGGCGGUCGCUUCGAUGCCAAUCGCAGCCAGACGUGGAUCUCAGAAUCUACGAGCUACAACUACAUCUACUGAAACAAAACAAGUACCAGAUCGUCCAGCAACGGAGUCGAACUCAAAGCAUGAAUCACUUGGCGAUCGUGCAUCGUCCAAGCUCACGCUGGACGACGAACUAUUUGACAUCCUCUACGCAUUUGGGUGA